AUGGUCCGGGGAGGCAAGAGGGUAACAAGGGUUUUCGUCAAAGCCCAGAAAAAAUUUGUGCCCAGAAAUUCGAAUACAAGCCCUAGCGGGUCAAAACCAACUCUCUCAACCUCCCUCAGACAGUCAAAUUCAUCGAAACAAUCGGAUGGCCGUGUUGAGAGCAGCAGUUCCGUUUCAGCAUCGAUGGGCAGGGUUCAAAUGGGAGACAAUGGACAGUGGGUGUCAAAUAGAGCCCAGGUUGUGGCUACUGAUACCUCCUUGCAUGAAUUUCUGGACAGCUUUCUAAAAUUUAGAAGCAGAUGGUAUGAUUUCCCAUAUCGUGGGGCCAAAGGGAUAGUUGCUGGGAUUAUUGUUGGAGAGCUUGAUUUAAGCCGGCGUGUUUUUAUGGUAUUGUAUCGCAUUUCUUCUAAUAAAGAUCCAGGUGAUCAGGUUGCUCAUAGCCUCAAUGUGAGAGACCAUGGAGAAGUGACUGGCACGUGCAUUGAAUCAGAAAUGUCAGUCACACCCACUGGUGUUCUUUUGCAGGAGAAAAAGUUGCUUGACUUGCCAAAGCUGUUAGAUAUAUGUGCCAUUUAUAGUCAUGAAAAUGAAGAGUUGACAAGAUUGCUCGUCAGAAAUGCUCUGAAUGCUCAACCUUGGAUCUGUGAUAAUCUGACAGCUGUAAUUACACAUUUUCUUGGAAUUGCGCACACGAUGCAUGAGAGAUGCAGUUCAUCAUUGGAGUAUGGCCAUGCCCCCGUGCUCUUUCUUUUCACCAUCUAUGAGUUUGACCUAUUCAAAUUACUUCAAGUCUUAUUUUCUUCUGGAAAACUGGAUGAUCGCAGUGCUGCUCAGCUUCAAGCUGAUCUGCUGGAGGUGGUCGACUUUAUAAAUGAUGCGGUUGUAUCAAUGGAUGCUUUUGUUAGUGCUUACAAGCUGGCGGCUGUAUUUUUUUCAUGCCCAGUUGAAAUAAGUUCUGGCAAUGAGGAGCUGCUAAGCUUUCUUGCUAGAUUGCAUGAUUCCUUACUUCCAUCGUUGCUAAGGGGCUUCCAUACUGUUAUUGCUGACGAACAAGAUGGAAGAAUGUCAAACAUUGUUUUAAGUUUGAAGAUGUUACGGAUGAGAUUGGUGAACUUUGGUUGGCAAUUAUUGCGCUUUUGCUAUCUUAGUGAUGAGGUGUUCAGAGAUAGUUGCCCUCUUCCAGCUUCUACAAAAAUGUUUCCUGCCACUGUGGAGGACCCGGUUAUUAGAGCAGAUAUUCUGGUUCAAACAUUUAGAGAGAUCAAUGCAGUUUCACUGCAAUUACAGGAAAACCAGCAGAAGGAGACAUUUAUUCAACAUAUUCAAAAGAGUUACAAUAUUUUGAAAAUGGUUGAAAGCUUGCGGGAUAAUGGUUGGAUAUUUGUUGAUGAUGAACAGUUUCAGUAUAUAUCUGGGAUUAUGAAUUCAAAAGAGAUUUAUAAGGAUCCACAGUCUGCAAGAGGCCCUGUGGAGAGCAAACCAUUACAGGCUGAUGAAGAUGCUGCUAUAAUUGAGUCCAAAAUCAGUCAAAUAAGGGACCUAUUUCCUGAUUAUGGUAAAGGGUUUUUAGGCGCAUGUCUUGAAGUCUAUGAUCGUAAUCCGGAAGAGGUCAUUCAGAGGAUUUUGGAGGGAACCCUUCAUGAAGAUCUGCAAUGCUUGGACAGAUCGCUUGAUGUGGUACAACCAGCUCAGACUGCUACUGUGAACAGAAAUGACAAAGGAAAAGGUAAACUAAUAGACUCUAUGUCAAUGCCCUCCAAUACUGCAGCAGCUUUUUGUGGGAAGCAAGAGACAGACGGACCAUUGUUUUCAUCCUCCGAAUCACUUGGAAAAUAUGUGAAGAAAUCCGAAGAUGACUUGUCCGAUGCCAACAUUCUGGAUACUAGCGAUGAAAACCACAAAUUAAGAACCGCUGCCCUGGUCUCACAAUAUGAAUAUGAAGACGAAUAUGAUGACUCUUUUGAUGAUUUGGGUUUUAGUGUAGCAGACACUAGCGUAGAAGAAAAUGAG
Neltuma alba is the source of this 2010-nucleotide messenger RNA. Its product is annotated as activating signal cointegrator 1 complex subunit 2-like. Gene Ontology annotation, molecular function: ubiquitin binding. The annotation marks the transcript as partial. The record is from RefSeq and is a predicted model, not a curated record. Lineage: Eukaryota; Viridiplantae; Streptophyta; Magnoliopsida; Fabales; Fabaceae. The transcript has 11 exons.